Daphnia pulicaria is the source of this 3078-nucleotide messenger RNA. Its product is annotated as glutamate receptor ionotropic, kainate 3-like. NCBI's taxonomy places the organism in Eukaryota, Metazoa, Arthropoda, Branchiopoda, Diplostraca, Daphniidae. Gene Ontology annotation, molecular function: glutamate-gated receptor activity. The record is from RefSeq and is a predicted model, not a curated record. Gene Ontology annotation, cellular component: membrane. The coding region runs from base 1515 to 2963 and encodes 482 amino acids. The transcript is spliced from 11 exons.
AUUUGUUUAUUGGUUAAUGCGUAUUCCCUCCUUUCUUUUUCUUCCUUUCCCUAUUACUGGCGUCGCUGUUCACUUCAUCAAGCCUUAGACAUCAAUUGCAGUCCAGAAUUAAGCUCACGAUACUGCAGUCUUAUUUGGCCUCGAUGCAAUCAUCCAACCGAUCAAUCAAUCACUCUUCAACCGGUAGACGUCGCACUCGCAGAGCUUAAAAUCUAUGUAAACGUUGGCCUGACAGCUGAUAAGAGAACACACAAGAGAAGGUGGGAAAAGGUGCAGGCUGUUGGCAUUCUUUGCAUAGUGCAAUUGUGUGUGUGCACUGCAGCACAAAUGGCAGCACAGCUCUAUCGUGAGCUAUGUUUUAGCGCAUCUGCUUGGCCGUCUGAUAUUUGCCGCGAUGCGGUUGACGUAAAUAGCAUCAGCGCGUGUGCACAUGUCAUCCACCGAGUCGUACGUCCCAACAAUAUCGAACCGGAAACGUUCAUUAUCGGACGGACGGACGCCACUGAUGGAUUCCACUGAGCUUCAUUAUGUUCGCGGUUGGCCAUCCGUCCAGCAGUUGCUCACGCUCUGCGGUUAAGGCAACAUUGAAGCCGUCGCCGGACAUCGCCAGGAGUUUCUCGGAAAAAAAAAAGAAAAAAACCCCGUCGAAGCCGUUCCUCAAUGCCACCACGACGACCGCCCCCUUGCCGCACAGUUUUAAUGUUCUGUCUCGCCGCAUGCCGCGUGAUGGAUACAGCAGCAGCCUAUGGAAGCCUUGGAAAACAACUUGCUCUCGUUCACGACGACGAACUCGACCUGCUCCAACCGAGAAGCCACGACGAGUUAUGGAUGACCAACCUGCUCGAUGAUGCUCGACACCUCCGAUGUCCAUCAUCAAUUAGCUUCACGACGUUCCGGAUGUCGGCGGCUAUCAUUACCGCCGAUGACAUUGUGCAACACGAUCUGGCUGGAGGUCGGAGAUUAUUCGACGGUUUGGUGUUGGCGGCAACUGGAUGCCGGGUCGCUCAUGCCCUCCAACCCCUACUGUCGUCAACGAUGCCGCUUCUAAGCCUGGAUUUCAUACCUUGCCCAUCCAACGAAGCAGCAGCAGCAGCACCUGGUGGGCUGGAAAUUGAACGUUUGAAGCUUUACCGUCUCAAUGCAAGUUCUUAUUACAACUAUAUGGCAUCACCUACCCCCUUUUUUAUUUUGUAAUUAUAUAAUUUCAUUUUGAAUUACUCCCACUCAACGGCAUUUGUGGCGAAGGAGGCCAGCCGGGAUUACUGUGGCCUCUACGUGUUCAACAAAUGGCUGGAACAUCGCAUCUGCUCCUCGUCAAUGGAUGCCGACUCCCGCCGUCUAUUGCUGGACAAUGAGACGCCAUUCAAGCAAGCGAUUCACUUCAUUUCUAGUUUUUUUUUUUUCCAACGACCUUCCUGUUCGUCUUCUUUAUUUGACUCUUUUUCACGGACGACAGCGUUAGUAGGGAACUGCAGGACUGUUCCAAAUUAGAUGAUCUUCAGUGGACUCGAUCUAUGCGUCCAUUCAGGCUCGAGUUGGCUGAAGGUGUUAGCCGGCAACAGUUUAACGGGAACAAGUUGCGGUUGGCGUCGCUGGAACGACCGCCAUUUGUGAUUUUUGAACGCUCGAAUGGAACGGUAACCGGAUUCAAAGGGUACUGCUAUGAAAUCCUUCACGCCCUUCAAAAGAUCUACAACUUCACUUAUGAAGUUGAAGAGCCCAGUGAUAACACUUACGGGACAAUAACAGCGAACGGCAGUUGGAACGGGAUGAUUGGAAUGAUAAUCGAACACAUUGUCGACAUUGGCGUGGGUCCCUUUUCCGUCACUCAUUCCCGAUCUAAAACCAUCGACUUCUCCGUCGCAUUUCACGAAGAACCUACAGCUAUACUGAUUCCGCCACCAGCGGAAGACAACCGUUUGUUGGCUUGCAUAAAACCUUUUCGUUUAGAGGUUUGGCUUUCCUUACUAUUGUUUGCCCUUCUUCUACCCAUAGUCCUGUGGAAGGACUUGACAUUUGUAUGGAAAACCUACCAGAAAGCCGCAGUCACUCACAGUCAAAUCUCGCCAGUGAAGCCAAAUGUUUUCCAGGAAAAAAGCCCGGCUCUAGCGAAGCAAUAUUUCUUUAUUUUAGGAGUUCUAAUUGGACAAUGUAUUGCUUCAUUUGUCAGUUUAAGACUGCCUUUUUUGGUCAGAGAUGUUAAAAGCAGUUUGUCUCUUUAUGAUGAUCUAGCUGGACAAAAGUUGUCCUCAAUCGGAUUUUCACCUCGUUUACUCGGAGCAUUUUGGUGUUUGAGUGCCGUGGUGUUUGCCAGCGCCUACGUUGGAAUUCUCGUCGGUUUUCUAAGCUUUCCCAGAUUAUCGCCCAUCAUUGGUAAACUUGAAGAGCUCCCCGGAUCAAAACUCGGAUGGGGAGUGCAUCGAGGAACGGCUCUCGAAACGCUCUUUACUGAGGCCACAACUGGAGUUUACAAAACUAUUGGAGAAGGCCUUUUGAAACAACAAGGGGCUUUAGUCGACGCUAACGCUGACGGUGUUCAACGUGUGACCAAUGGAAGCUAUGCUUUCAUAAAAGAAAAAUCGUACCUGCAGUUUGCUGUUGGAGAGGACUAUGCUAGAUCGGGAACCUGCCGUCUUAGUAUUGCUAAGCAGGAGUUUUUUAAAGUGAAUUUCGCGUUCGCCCUGCCCACGGAUAGUCCGCUCAAACACCUAUUGGAUAAAAAGAUCCUGCAGUUGAUAGAAACAGGUCUUGGCGAGUAUUGGAAGAAACUAUAUUGGCCACCAUCGAGUAGAAAAUGCGAUGACGUCAACCGAUCUGGAGGGGCUAUUAAAAGUCUCAACCUAAAGGAUUUACAAGGCGCUUUUGUCAUAUUAGCUUUAGGUUCUGGAUUGGCGUCCGCCAUAUUUGUUGCAGAGAGAAUUAUCGCUCAGUCCCUAAUUUCUCGUAUCAGACCAUUUAUCUAACAUUUAAAUCAGUGUUUUGCAAUCACUCUUAACAACGAAAACCAUUCAAAAUGAAAUUUUUCUUUAAUCAUAUGCAUGUUUCAUCUUAAGAAAAUACACUUGUGGGAAGGUUGCA